Molecule: messenger RNA, 957 nt
Organism: Spea bombifrons (plains spadefoot toad)
Lineage: Eukaryota; Metazoa; Chordata; Amphibia; Anura; Pelobatidae
Product: CAP-Gly domain-containing linker protein 2-like
Exons: 4
Biological process (GO): cytoplasmic microtubule organization
Cellular component (GO): microtubule plus-end; cytoplasm; nucleus
Molecular function (GO): microtubule plus-end binding
Source: RefSeq, a predicted model, not a curated record
AUGAGUCCAAGGAACCGAGGGACAGGGAAGCGGCCGCAGAAGCCCAGCAGGACGUGUUCUCCAUUGCAUAAACAGGGAUCUACCUCUUCAGUUGGUGCAGAAAAAUCAAGUUCAAAGAUCACUGAGGUUGGAGAUGAGUUCUUGGGAGACUUUGUGGUUGGUGAACGUGUAUGGGUCAAUGGAGUAAAGUCUGGAGUGGUACAAUACUUGGGAGAAACCCAAUUUGCCCCAGGACAGUGGGCAGGAGUUGUUCUGGAUGACCCAGUAGGAAAGAAUGAUGGAUCGGUUGGUGGAGUUCGCUAUUUUGAAUGUCAACCAUUACAGGGGAUUUUUACUCGUCCAUCCAAGUUGACUCGCCAGCCUGUGGCAGAUGGUGCAGGAAGUGAUUCUCAUUCUGUGGAAUCAUUGACUACACAAAACUUGUCCCUGCAUUCUGGAACUGCCACCCCACCUCUAACUACACGCAUCGUUCCACUCCGAGAAAGUGUGCUAAACAACACUAUAAAAACAGGAAAUGAAUAGGGAUCAAAUCUUUCAGACAGUGGGUCAGUUAAAAAAGGUGACAAAGAUUUACGGAUUGGAGAUCGUGUUUUGGUUGGUGGUACAAAGACCGGAGUGGUUCGCUACGUGGGAGAGACGGAUUUUGCAAAGGGUGAAUGGUGUGGAGUUGAGUUAGAUGAGCCUUUGGGCAAGAACGACGGUGCAGUGGCAGGAACCAGGUACUUUCAAUGUCCACCAAAAUUUGGCCUUUUUGCUCCUAUUCACAAGGUGAUCCGUAUUGGGUUCCCAUCAACAAGUCCUGCCAAGGCCAAGAAAAGCAAGAGGAUGGCAAUGGGUGUGUCGGCACUGACACAUAGCCCUAGCAGCUCUUCCAUCAGUUCUGUAAGCUCGGUGGCAUCAUCCGUAGGUGGCAGACCAAGCAGAAGUGGCCUAGUAAGUAAUCUGUCCUGUUCUUAA